This is a messenger RNA of Sesamum indicum (sesame), 2050 nucleotides long. RefSeq names its product argininosuccinate synthase, chloroplastic. The record is from RefSeq and is a predicted model, not a curated record. Lineage: Eukaryota; Viridiplantae; Streptophyta; Magnoliopsida; Lamiales; Pedaliaceae. Gene Ontology annotation, cellular component: cytoplasm. Gene Ontology annotation, biological process: L-arginine biosynthetic process; urea cycle. Gene Ontology annotation, molecular function: argininosuccinate synthase activity; ATP binding.
CAUAAACAUAGGAUGUAUAUGUAUUGUAUCAAAAUAUGGCCAAAUGGCCCAUAUGAACGAGAGAUCAAUAUGAUUAAGCCCAACCCAAAUUAAGCCCGUCUCUCUCUGGGUUUCGAGCUGUUUAUCUCAUUUCCCGGAGCACAAAAUGGUAUAGUUUUAUUACUUCUUUUCUUGGAUUCGGAGAUUGACUUAUUUUGUGCUCCUACUACAAGGCCAAGCACACCCUGUCGCCACCCCACCUACCUACUACUGCUUACUGCUUACUGCUCGCCACUCCACCAAUUCCUCCGCCGCCUUCUUUUUUACUCCCGGCAUCCCUUUUAGGUUAAACAAUCAUUACUCGCCCAUUCCGAACCAAACUUUCACACCCACACCCACUGCAUCAAACUUAAAGGGAUGGCUCAGUUACAGACAUCUUCGUCGUGCCAAUCUACUUUUUUCCAUGUUUGUAAAGGAGGAUGGGGGGCUGCUGAGUGUUUCCUGUUUUCAGUUCAUUUGCUAUGCCAGAUACGGGUGAAGUGAGUGAUUUUCAUGGUCAUGCAAUCGUUCAAAAGAGAGGUAACUCUGCUAUCUAAGCCAAUUGGUGGUGGAAAAGGGCAAUGACUUCCAGUGGCGUGGAUGGAAAAGUUUUGCGGAAAAAAUUGAACAAAGUUGUACUGGCCUACAGUGGUGGUUUAGAUACCUCUGUGAUUGUUCCUUGGCUUAGGGAGAACUAUGGCUGCGAGGUUGUCUGCUUCACUGCAGAUGUUGGUCAAGGUGUUCAAGAGUUGGAAGGUUUGGAGCAAAAGGCUAAGGCUAGCGGAGCAUGUCAACUAGUGGUGAAGGAUCUGAAGGAGGAAUUUGUAAGAGAUUUUGUAUUUCCGUGCUUGCGGGCUGGUGCUAUCUAUGAGAGAAAGUACUUACUUGGUACUUCUAUGGCUCGUCCAGUCAUUGCAAAGGCCAUGGUUGAUGUUGCAAAAGAGGUUGGAGCUGAUGCAGUUUCCCAUGGAUGUACAGGGAAAGGAAAUGACCAGGUCCGGUUUGAGCUGACUUUCUUCGCCCUGAAUCCCCAACUCACUGUUGUUGCUCCUUGGAGGGAAUGGGAAAUAACGGGAAGAGAAGAUGCAAUUGAAUAUGCUAUAAAACAUAAUGUGCAUGUUCCUGUGACAAAGAAAUCCAUCUAUAGUAGAGAUAGGAAUCUUUGGCAUCUGAGUCAUGAGGGGGAUGUCUUGGAGGAUCCAGCAAGUGAGCCAAAGGAGGACAUGUACAUGAUGACUGUUGACCCUAAAGAGGCACCUGAUGAACCUGAGUAUGUGAAAAUUGGUAUAGUCGAAGGCCUCCCUGUUUCAAUAAAUGGAAAUAAACUCUCUCCUGCAUCUCUAGUCUCAGAACUUAAUAAGAUUGGUGGGAAGCAUGGAAUUGGUCGUGUGGAUAUGGUUGAAAAUCGGCUCGUUGGAAUGAAAAGCCGUGGGGUGUAUGAAACUCCUGGUGGUACCAUCCUCUUCACUGCAGUGAGUGAACUUGAGUCUCUAACACUUGAUCGUGAAACAAUCCAAAUCAAGGAUUUUCUCGCACUGAAGUAUGCUGAGUUAGUAUAUGCUGGCCGGUGGUUCGACCCACUUCGUGAGUCAAUGGAUGCUUUCAUGAAGGAAAUCACAAAGACUAGUACUGGAUCUGUGACUCUGAAACUCUAUAAAGGAUCUGUCAGUGUAACAGGCAGGGAAAGUCCCAACAGUCUGUACAGGCAAGACAUCUCCUCAUUCGAGAGUGGGGAAAUCUACAACCAAGCAGAUGCUGCUGGUUUUAUCCGGCUGUAUGGAUUGCCUAUGAGGGUGCGUGCUAUGCUUGAGAAAGGCCUCUGAGUGUCGAUGAUCUAUAUUCUGUACGUUUCGCUAUUUGACUGAAUAAGAGUGAUUGAAGUUCAACUUCUGUACCUCUCCCAUUUGUGCUAGUUAAGGUUUUACGGGCACUUUGACAUGUUUCAAUAUCUUCAACUUCAUCUGCUACGAAAAUCUUUAUACUCCUACCUAUGCCGUGAAAGCAAUGACUCUGGUCUCUGGGUAUCAGUAAU